This is a messenger RNA of Callorhinus ursinus (northern fur seal), 474 nucleotides long. The record is from RefSeq and is a predicted model, not a curated record. NCBI's taxonomy places the organism in Eukaryota, Metazoa, Chordata, Mammalia, Carnivora, Otariidae.
CACAGCAUGGCGGAAAACAGAGAGCCCCGCGGGGCCGUCGAGGCUGAGCUGGACCCGGUGGAGUAUACCCUUCGGAAGCGGCUCCCCCACCGCCUGCCCCGGAGGCCCAAUGACAUUUAUGUCAACAUGAAUACUGACUUUAAGGCCCAGUUGGCCUGCUGCCAAAAGCUUCUGGACGGAGGGGCUCGGGGUCAGAAUUCAUGCAGUGAGAUCUACAUUCAUGGCUUGGGCCUGGCCAUCAACCGUGCCAUCAGCAUUGCCCUACAGCUUCAGGCAGGCAGCUUCAGGUCCUUGCAGGUGGCUGCCAAUACCUCCACCGUGGAGCUUGUCGAUAAUCUGGAACCAGAGACUGAUACACGAGAGCCGCUGACCCGCAUCCGCAACAACUCGGCCAUCCACAUCCGCUCUUCAGGGUUGCACCCAAGUAAUGGAAAUGAGGAUGGCCACCUUAUCCACCCACCCCCACAUAAGUAG